Messenger RNA from Quercus robur (English oak), 614 nucleotides. Its product is annotated as ankyrin repeat-containing protein BDA1-like. Gene Ontology annotation, molecular function: protein binding. NCBI's taxonomy places the organism in Eukaryota, Viridiplantae, Streptophyta, Magnoliopsida, Fagales, Fagaceae. The transcript has a single exon. The record is from RefSeq and is a predicted model, not a curated record. The annotation marks the transcript as partial.
CUACCAUUUGUUGAUACUCCUUUACACAUAGCUGCAUCUGCUGGGCACAUCCCAUUGGCCAUGGAGCUGAUGAGAUUAAAGCCCUCAUUUGCCUGGAGGCCAAAUCCAGAUGGGUUCAAUCCCAUUCACCUUGCUUUACUAAAUGGGCAAACCCAGAUGGUGCUUCGGCUUCUAAAGGUCGAUGGGAACCUUGUCCGUGUCCAAGGAAGGGAGGGUAUGACUCCUUUGCAUUAUGCAGCAAUAACAGAAGAUCACCUUGAUCUAUUGGACGAAUUUCUCAAAGUCUAUCCCAAAUCUAUUAAAGAUGUGACAAUUCGAAAUGAGAAUGCUCUGCAUAUUGCCUUGAAAUACGACAAGUUGGAGGCUUUUCUACACUUGAUGCGAUGGCUCAGAAAGAAUUGGUCUCAAAAUACAAUAUUGUGGGAGAGUGAAGUCCUGAACUGGAAGGAUGAGGAAGGCAACACAGCAUUGCACAUUGCAGUAUCCAAAAAUCAACCCAAGGCAAGCCCUCUCCAUUCCUCAAUUAUUUACAAACUAAAGAAACAUUGUAAAGUUUGUGUUGUGAACAUCAAUAUUGUCCCACUGUAUGAUCAAAAUUAAGAGCUUAAUGUCUA